Ambispora gerdemannii is the source of this 477-nucleotide messenger RNA. The record is from the annotation of a GenBank genome assembly. NCBI's taxonomy places the organism in Eukaryota, Fungi, Glomeromycota, Glomeromycetes, Archaeosporales, Ambisporaceae.
AUGAGCACUAUUAUCAAGGGCAAGAAGGUAGAAGAUAACGGUAAGAAAAAUAAAGAAAAAACCAAGAAUACCACUAAGGGGCCAAAAAAGAUACUAAAAAGAGCACCACAACGACCUGCAACAAUGCCAUUUGACUUGUACAUUUCGCGAAAGAAACCAAAUUUUAUUGGACAAUUGGAACGUGCUAAAAAACUACUUCUUCAGGAGAGGUAUCCUAAAAUCAUAAUACAUGCUCUCGGUCCUGCGAUUCCAAGGGCAAUCGACCUUGUGAUGCAAUUAAAUGAAACAACACACAAUCAGAUAGAAUACAAAACAACUACGAGUACGGUGUCGUUGUUUGAUGAUAUUGAACCAGAAGACGAAGAACAGGACUAUGAAAUACAAAAAAGAUAUAAUUCCGCCGUGCACAUACAAGUCUCGUUAAAGAAGGGCGUAUUGGACGAAAGAGGAUCAACCGCAACAACUAUGGAAUUAUGA